UCAGUCACGGUCGUUCUCCGCUGUGAGAUGGACGUAGUCGCGCAUUAGCCAACAAAACUUUCUCUUUCCAGUCGCGAUCGCUUGUAAACAAAGACAACAUUGCGUUGAAUGAUUCAAUUCAAUGAUUUAUGUUUUUACUUGUAAUGUAAACGAUUGUUACGUUUUUAUAAAUGUGUUUGGUGUAAGUUUUCCUGACUGUUGAAUUGUUUUAAUAUAUCUCUGCUGACUUUUAAUGGGUUGAGUCAACAUUAUCUGAUUACAAUCGUGUGACAAGUGCAUUUCGUUAAUUAAAGGAAGUUAUUGUGAUACGUGAUUUAUUCACCGAGAAAAACCCACUUAUGCAGUGAUUUUGAAAUAAACACAAUGGGAAAAGAUUACGGAGAGCCGAUACGAUACGACCCAGAUUUCAACGGACCAGUCCACAAUCGCUCAUGUACGGAUAUACUAUGGUUAAUAGUGUUUAUCCUAUUCCUCGGCGCGUGGGGAUACGUCGGCUAUUACAGCGCAACACGAGGUAGCGUGGAGAAGCUUCUGGCACCGAUCGAUUCAAGAGGUCGCCGCUGUGGCCUCGACUCAGGUUUGGAGGACAAGAAAUAUUUGAUGUUCUUCAACAUAGCGAAAUGUCUGUCACCCGGUACUCCUAUUACUGGAUGUCCCACCACUCAGGUUUGCGUUGAAAACUGUCCAAAAACUACAACUCUGAUUGCGAAGGAACUGGCUCAGAAUCCGAACAACUUCGAAAGUCUGAGAGCUAGCAUGGUGUGCGUUGACGAGGUCAAUACCCAAUCUAUGAGCAGCUCCCAAGCGCUGCAGUACAUGCAAGAAGAGAAAUGUGCCGGUUUUUUGCUGGCCAGCCAACCAGUGUUGUUCCGCUGCAUCGGGGACCUUUCAACUCUGCAGUGCAAGAGUUCGAACGCGAACACGGUGGCACGAGAUGAUGAAGCGUGUGUUCGCAAUCCGGAAGCGGCGCAGAAGACUUUGCUCAACAGCGCAACAGCUCUCGAUUCUUACGUGGGCUGGAUAGCUGCGAGCUGGGUGACAUUCUUGACGAGGAACGAACGUGAUACCCACAUUCUAUCUUCACAAAUAGUUCAGGAUUUGGUCCAGUCACGCUGGUAUAUGGCCGGUGCUUUAGUCGCUGUUGUCAUUCUCUGCUUCAUAUACAUUCUCCUUCUUCGGUGGGUGGUUGGACCAGUAGUAUGGCUCUCCAUAGCUGGCUUCUUGGCUCUUCUAGGUUUUGCCAUGUACCUUUGUUACAAGAACUUCGAAUACUACAAAGCGAAUCCUGUAGGGCUUUACCAGACCACAAAUCUGAAAGGAUACGCUCAGUCCAUAUUUGCUAAAUAUGAAACGUGGCUGGUUUUACUGAUCGCAUUGGCGAUAAUAUUUGUGAUACUUCUGUUGGUGGUGAUCUUCCUACGGAGCAGAAUUACAAUAGCGAUAGCUCUUAUACGCGAGGGAAGCAAAGCAGUGACGGCAAUCAAAACAACAGUACUAUUUCCAAUAUUCCCAUGGAUACUACAAUGCGGUGUCAUAGCAUAUGGAGUGCUUGUCCUCAUGUUUCUAAUGUCUAUUGGGGAUUCGGCUUUCCGUGUCGUCAACUUUAAAAAUGAUACAACUUGUGAUUGUGCUGGAAUUUACACAGAGGAAGGACAGGAAUGUAAUCCGGCAAAGUUCGUAUCGUCCUGUCGGGAUACCGCUUCUGUUGGAGGGGCGCUGCCAUGUUCAUUGGCGUCUUGCCACUUUACUGGUGUCAAUAAUCCUAACAAUAUCAUUUACUUACAUUUGGUCAACUUGCUGGGUUUCUUUUGGAUGAUGUCUUUCAUCAGCGGAGUCACGGACAUGAUGUUAGCAAGCACAUUCUCCACUUGGUACUGGACGUUCCGCAAGAAAGAUUUGCCUUUCUUUACUCUCACGUCAGGGAUUUACAGGACUCUUCGGUACCAUUUAGGUACAGUGGCUUUUGGCGCUCUGAUCAUUGCAAUAGUUCAAGUAAUCCGAGUAAUUCUCGAAUACAUUGAUCGGAAAGUAAAGAAGUUCGAUAACCCGUUAACACGAUGCAUAAUGUGUUGCUGCAAAUGUGCUUUCUGGUGUUUGGAAAGUUUCCUGAAGUUUGUGAACAAGAACGCAUACAUAAUGUGUGCGGUUCACGGAAAGAACUUCUGUAGGAGUGCCAGCGACGCUUUCUCCUUACUCAUGAGGAAUAUCGUGAGGGUUGUUGUGUUAGACAAGGUUGCGGACUUCAUAUUCUUCCUGUCGAAGCUCCUGAUUUCGGUAGGGGUUGGGUUUGCCGUGUUCUAUCUGCUAGAGUGGAACUAUGUGUACGAAGUGACCAAAGGACAGCGUCUGCACUACAACUACGUGCCAGCCAUCAUCCUCAGUGUUGCCACCUACCUCGUCAGCACUGUAUUCUUCAAUGUUUACUCCAUGGCUGUGGAUACUCUCUUCUUAUGCUUUCUGGAAGAUUGUGAAAGAAACGACGGCUCGCCGGAGAAACCGUAUUUUAUGUCGAAAAAUCUUAUGAAAAUACUCGGUAAGAGGAACAAGAAAAUGACGUGAGAUUACCAAUGCAUAAAUUGUUAUAUAUAUUUAAAACGGCUUCGAGUAUAACUGUAAAAACGUGAGUACGUUCAAUCGAUGUAGGUAUCGAGCAGUUUGCACCAAUGCUAGAGUGGGCGCGAACGCGACUUAUCACACUCGCCCCGUGAAGGGCCGGCGCUUGGACUGAAACUACUUACACUGGUUGAACGAGAGUGAAGCCGUUUAAAUAUAUACAUAUAGUUGAUAAUAUCUCACGAAAUUUUAAGAGUUGUAAAAAUUUAUAAUUGAAAUCAGAAUAUGCAAAUUCGUAUACAACGGUAGACUUGCAUAGUGUAAGUCCACCGUUAUAUACAAGUGUGGUAAUAAUUAGUUUAUGAAGUAAUAUAAUAAUUAAAAUAAUAAUUAUUGUAAUGCAACCGUAUUGGUAAAACAAUUUUUCAAAAUGUAAAAACAAUAAUCAUUUGGCUCAAUCACUGUCCCAAUAAUCAAGGUGCGAAAUCAAUUUAAGUAUAUAAUUUAAAACUUUUACCUUCUUUUAGAUAUAUAUACCUAUUUCAAUGUAAUUUUCAAGACUGUAGGUAUUAAAAUGAGAGCCAAUAUUGUAUAGUGUAUAGAUAUUGUACGAUUAAAAAAUUUCCAAAAUGAAAAAAAUAUAUAUUUGGCCUACUGUACAAUCUAUAAUUAUAGAAUUCUAAUUAUAUAAUUUUAUAAAACUUUUAUCUUCUUUAGAUAUAUAUACCUAUUUCAAUGUAAUCUUCAUAAAUAGUAGGUAUUAAAAUGAAGCCAAAUAUUACAUAGUGUGUAGGUAUUGUACGAUUUAGAAUUAAAAAAAAAAUAUUUGGACCAAUCACUCACUUGUCCCAAUAAUCUAGUUCAGUAAACUUUUUAUAUAAUUUUUUAAUACCAUCUUUUAGAUAUAUAUACCUAUUUCAAUGUAAUUUUCAAAAACCGUAGGUAUUAAAAUGAAAGCCAAAUAAUUUACAGUGUGUAUUGUAUAUAAAUACUACUUUUAUAAAAGGUGGUUUCCAGAAUUUUUUAUUGUUGUAAUAAUAAUUAUGUUCGGUGAUAUUUGUACCUUUAAUUAUUAUGAAUCCUGUUGUGUGCAAAGAUUGAAUGAUUACAUUUAUAUUGAAUUUAUUGUAAAAUGCAAUUUAUAUUUAAUAAAUCUUUUACAUUUCCUACUGUCUACAUAA
Messenger RNA from Leptidea sinapis, 3734 nucleotides. It is a transcript of the gene Ctl2, whose product is annotated as choline transporter-like 2. NCBI's taxonomy places the organism in Eukaryota, Metazoa, Arthropoda, Insecta, Lepidoptera, Pieridae. The transcript is spliced from 13 exons. Gene Ontology annotation, cellular component: membrane. The record is from RefSeq and is a predicted model, not a curated record. Bases 364 to 2559 code for a protein of 731 amino acids. Gene Ontology annotation, biological process: transmembrane transport. Gene Ontology annotation, molecular function: transmembrane transporter activity.